AUGAUCACCGGCAUCGCCCACGUCAACAUCCUCGUCCCCCCAGGAACCCUCCCCCAGGCCGAGGACUUCUACUCCUCCACCCUGGGCCUGGUCUCCGCUCCCGUCCCGCAUCUGCAGAAGGGGACGCUUCUUUGGUUCAACCUCACCCCCACCGGCAGCCAACAAAUCCACGUCGCCCUGGGUCAAAACAGCGACUUGGACUCGAGUCGCCAUGCGUGUCUGAGGGUCGGCUCGGCGGAGGACCUGCUGGUUCUGCAGCGGCGCGUCUGGGAUCAUCAUGUUCGUGGCGGCGAGGCCGCGCCGUUGGCUGUCGAUCGGCCGGGGGAUCAGAAUUCGGGUGCCCAGGGCGUUGAAUACCCAACGAGAUUCUUUGCGAGGGAUUUUGCGGGGAAUAGGCUUGAGUUUACGCUUUGA
Molecule: messenger RNA, 414 nt
Organism: Aspergillus heteromorphus CBS 117.55
Lineage: Eukaryota; Fungi; Ascomycota; Eurotiomycetes; Eurotiales; Aspergillaceae
Product: putative glyoxalase family protein
Exons: 3
Coding region: 1-414 (137 amino acids)
Source: RefSeq, a predicted model, not a curated record